This is a messenger RNA of Austrofundulus limnaeus, 4066 nucleotides long. RefSeq names its product amyloid beta A4 precursor protein-binding family A member 1. Lineage: Eukaryota; Metazoa; Chordata; Actinopteri; Cyprinodontiformes; Rivulidae. Gene Ontology annotation, molecular function: amyloid-beta binding; protein binding. The record is from RefSeq and is a predicted model, not a curated record. Gene Ontology annotation, cellular component: cytoplasm; dendritic spine; plasma membrane. The transcript has 13 exons. Gene Ontology annotation, biological process: chemical synaptic transmission. Bases 398 to 3685 code for a protein of 1095 amino acids.
CUGCUGCUGCUGCUGCUGCUGAUGGAGUGGGCGGGUUCGGGGCUGCUGUAUGGUCGAACCGAGCCGUUCGUCCGAUCCGCCACAGCAUCAGCGGGCACCGAUGAAAGGCGCUUUGUGCCCCGAUAAUCCGCUCUGAUGUCACGGUGCAGAAGGAGGGGCUGAGUUUCCUGCUUUCAUCGCACCGGCUCGUUGUUGUUGUUGUUCGGAGGAACAAACCGAGCCGAGCCGAGCCGAGCCGGGCCGGGCCGGGGCGAGGACAGGAGGGGGGUUCGGGAGGAGGGAGGGGGGAGGCGAUGUGGACCACGGCGGCCGACGGAACCGGGCCUCUCCUCCUCCACGAUGAAGGCUGAUCUAUGAGUGGGGUUUCUGAAAACGUGAGUCUAAUCAUAGCCCAGCGAUGAGCCAAAAGUAUCACGAAGAUGCCACAGGGGAGGCAGACGAGGACCACAUGGCAGCCUCUGUGUCCCCGAGUAGCCGGCAGCCCAAUGGAGAACCUUCUGUCCGUCGGUCCUGGAGGCCGUGUCAGAUGCUCAACCAAGAAGGGGAAGUGAAUCCUCACCACCACCACCGCCACCAUCACCAUCCUCCUCACCACCACCACCCUGCGGGUCGUGGACCCCCUCGUCAUCGCAGACGGCCUCCAUCGGGCCAAGGUCAGAUUCAGAGUCCUGGUUCGGCCCCGUCUGGGGUUUCUUCCAGGUCCGACGCUGGAGAUGGUCAGGACGGCGAGCCUCGUACGCUGCAGCAACUUCGCCCUGCCGUUACCCGCUACCGCCGUCACGGUGACCCCAACCCUAGACUCAGAGGCCACAAACAGCGUCAGCAGUUCAAAGAAAUGCAGGAUUCUCCACCUGGUGCUGAUGGGAGAACAAGUACAGCUGAGGUGAAGCCACAGGAAUGCGCUUCGUUCGGCCCGGUGGAGAACCAACCACAGGACAGAGGUUCUCCUCAUCAAACUCCAGAUGUUGUCGUUACUCCAACUCACCUCUCUGCUGGUCCUGCGGUACACGAUGUGCAGGUUGAACCCCAACAGGCCUCUGCUGAUGCAGAAGAGGACCUCCACCAACAAAAAGAAGAGCGUGAAGAGGAAUAUCGUGAGCAGGUGGCCGAUGACAGAGCAGAGGGUUACUUUAUCUGCAGCCAUGAUGAAAAAGCAGAAGAACAAGCCGAAAAGGUGGAGGAGGAUCGGGAGGGCGUGGUUGACAAAGCAGAGGAUGAUCCUACAGCUCAGGGAAGUGAAAUUACAGAUCUCUGCUCCGACACUGAAAGCGCUGCCUCACUCAGUAUGGAUGGACCUCUCCACAGCCCCCCACCUCUCCAGUCACCAACUCCUCCUUCUUCCCCCGAUGUCCUACCUUUCCCUCAGGUGGACCACUUCAGUGAGGACGUCAGCAUGAGCUCUCUGCCCGACAACAAUCCUUUACCUGAAGAGGAGGAAAACGACUGCUCUGAAUCAUGUUCACUGUCCCACUCGACCUCUUGUUCUGAAUCUCAUCCAAAAACCUAUGCAGACUUUUACACUGAGUCCCACCAGAAACCUUACGGAGAGACCAUCUUUGAAUCGUAUUCUGACCCAAAAUGCUAUCCCAACUCGUUCCCUGAGCCGCUUAAGACCUCCUAUCCUGACUCACACAGGGAAUCCUGCCGGCAAUCUGGUCGGAGGGCAGAGGCUAACAAGCAGGAGUCACAGCAAGAGCCCUCUGUCAGCCACAGACUGAAGAAUGUUCAAAGGGGGGCUUCGUCCUCCCCCACAGAGGGAUUCUACCACGCUCCAAGACAGAGCAGAGACCAUGGAUCCCGUCCCUUCCCUCUAGAUCGCUCUGUUGGCUGCCGGCUGCACCACUACGACGGGCAGUCUGACAGUGAAGGCGAGGGCACUGACAAAAGUCCCCUUUCCAAAACUGGCAGGGUGGCACCCAAGCAACCACUAACCCAAGCCAAGGCCUCGUCCCCUGGGCAGUCUGGUUCAGGUCAAGCCAAAAAUGAUCGAAAUAUGGUGGGGCUCUCAGGGGAAGCUGCAAAGGGCUCUGGAGACGCCAUCAGCCUGGCGAUUAAAGACAUAAAAGAGGCGAUCGAGGGGGUGAAAACCAAGGCGGUGCGCUCCCCCUACACACCUGACCAACCUGUGGAGCCGAUCUGGGUGAUGAGGCAGGAGAUCAGCCCCACAGAGGAGACUUCCCCUCACUCUCCGUCUCAGUCAGCUUUGGAUUCUCCGUCCCGCUACGUCUCACUUCCGAUCCGGGAUGGCGUCAGUCCUCCGAGGGCCGAGUCAUCCAGAAACCUCAACCCAACCCAACAUAACCACCACCACCACCAAGGCCACCAGUCGAGGGCGCCGCAGGCGUACGCCAAUCAGCAACCACCGUGUCAACGUCAGCAGCAGCCGAGUCAACAGCAGCCUCCCGCUCAAGCUCAGCCACCGUCACCCUCUCAGACGCAAUCUGCCCAGGAGGUUCGUCGAGCUCUUCCUGCUUUUCCCACAUUUGUGGAUGUCCCGGGCCCAUGCGACCCUGAAGACCUGAUCGACGGCAUCAUCUUCGCCGCGACCUACCUGGGCUGCACCCACCUGCUUUCAGAGAGGACGCCCACGAAGAGCGCUCGCAUGCAGCAGGCCCAGGAGGCCAUGAGCAGAGUGCGGGCCGCACAAAAACAGGCGAAGAACAGGAAAAAGAGCCCCGACGCCGAGGCUCCGUCCACCGCCGAGGUGGACCUGUUCAUGUCCACGCAGAGGAUCAAAGUCCUCAAYGCAGACACSCAGGAGGCUCUGAUGGACCUCCCGCUGAGGACCAUCUCUUACAUAGCUGAUAUUGGUAACAUGGUGGUUCUGAUGGCGAGGGGCAAGAUGGUGCGGUCCCACAGCGCUCAGGAGAACCUGGACCACACGGCGGAGCAGACCAGCAUGACCCACGAUGACAGGAGGAUGUACAGGAUGAUCUGCCACGUCUUCGAAUCCGAGGAUGCCCAGCUCAUCGCCCAGUCCAUCGGGCAGUCCUUCAGCGUGGCCUACCAGGAGUUCCUGAGGGCCAACGGCAUCGACCCCGAGGACCUGAGCCAGCGGGAGUACAGCGACCUGCUCAACACUCAGGACAUGUACAACGACGACCUCAUCCACUUCUCCAAGUCAGAGAACUGCAGAGACGUUUACAUCGAGAAGCAGAAGGGCGAGAUCCUGGGGGUGGUGAUCGUAGAGUCGGGCUGGGGGUCCAUCCUCCCCACCGUCAUCAUCGCCAGCCUGAUGCACGGCGGGCCGGCCGAGAAGUCCGGCAGACUCAACAUCGGGGAUCAAAUCAUGACCAUAAACGGGACGAGCCUGGUGGGCUUACCCCUCAGCACCUGCCAGAGCAUCAUCAAGGGUCUGAAGUCCCAGUCCAGGAUCAAGAUGAACAUCGUCCGGUGUCCUCCGGUCACCAUGGUGCUGAUCCGAAGGCCAGACCUCAGAUACCAGCUGGGCUUCAGCGUUCAGAACGGCAUAAUCUGCAGCUUGAUGAGAGGCGGCAUCGCAGAGCGAGGCGGCGUCCGAGUCGGUCACCGCAUCAUCGAGAUCAACGGCCAGAGCGUGGUGGCGACCCCUCACGAGAAGAUCGUUCAGAUCCUGUCCAACGCCAUGGGCGAGAUCCACAUGAAGACGAUGCCUGCGGCCAUGUACCGCCUGCUGACGGCGCAGGAGCAACCCGUCUACAUCUGAACGCAUUUCCUCCUCCUCUUUCUCCCCCAUCCUUUUAACUCCGCCCCUUCCUCUGUGUCCCGUUCCACUUGCCUUAAUCUGUACAGUUGACUGUCACGUAAACUCCUUCAUCCAGUCUGACAGCAGAAGGCAAUCCGUAUCACUACACUGAGUGUUUCUGUGACUCUUUAGGUUYGACCAAAGACAACUUGUAGGGUUUUUGUGUAUAUUUAGGUUGCAAACAGAGACAAUAUUAGCUUUGGUCUAAUAGCUGUAAUAUCUGAAUGUACUCCAAUCAUGAUGGACCUAUUAUUGUCAGGGUGACCCGAACGGUGAAGAGCUUCAGAGAGAAAAGGAAAAUGCAUGUAUAAUUCUGCAGAAUAAACUGAAGAAAAGCCUGAA